AUCGGUUUAUCGCUAUCGAGGCGAGCGAAUCAGCGAGCUGGUUGUUGCCAUAUCCGCCUUUUCCUUUGCGGGUGUGUUUAUGUAGCUUUUAGACGAUGUUUUAUUCCGCCGUCGCACUGUGUUUUAACUGUAACUCUACAUACAGACUGUAGGAGUUUGUGCUGCUGGAUUUUAGCACGUUUUGUGUUGUUACACUGCGAUAUUUAAGGAACCGAUUUUACGUGGAUUUUCACACAAAGACUUGGCAACCUGGACGUGUUAAAGUGAGCGUUUGUGUUCAAGAGCGCGCGUGCGUGUGUAUGAAACGGCUGGAGAAACAAAACUAGGCCUCUUGAUGUCACUGUAGUUCCUACAUCCUCCACUGUAUGCCUGAAUAUCGACAGCUGCCCUCCUCAAGGAUUCUUACUAGCUCCUGUCAUUGAUGGCAGCUGUUACAAAGGUGAUAGAAAGCAUCGUAAUCCUCGACGAUGACGAUGUGGAAGAACCUUCAUCAUCGUCAUCUUCUUCCACAUACCCUCGGACGUCAAAGCUCCCGCAGCCGCCACCCACACACAUCCCCGAGUCUCCUUUCGCUUCUGCCAGGAAGGAGAUCCAUGUGCUGAAACUGGAGAACGAGAAGCUCUUUGGCGAGUUUGUGGGUCACUGUGUCGAACACACGCGAGAGCACCCGCAGGUCUUGGACUUCCUGAGGACAAAAUAUUCCAAGUCCUCGCCUGACUUCCUAUUGUCUGUGGAGUUCCGGAACGCCGUGGGUCGCUGUCUGACCCGAGCCCAGAACCAGCCUACCAAAACCUUUGUUUACAUCAACGAGCUCUGUACCAUACUGAAACAACACUCAUCCAAACGGAGGGUCACUAUUCAGUCACACAACACCAAAAAGCAGGAGAAAACCAAGAGCCGAGACCAGGAAGGAAAUCCGAGUGCAGAGGUGAAAGAUGACGCUGCCUCCAGGCAGACAGAAGUCGGGGAAGAGGAAAGAAAAAGUAAACGAGCCUCCAGGAGACAGAUAGCAUACCUGGAGAACUUGCUGAAGGUUCACAGUGAUGAAAUCAAACGGCUGCAGGAGAGAGAUCUGAGUUUGGAUGAUCUGGAGAAGGAAGACUCGAGCUACAUCCAGGAGCAUAAACUCAAACGCAGAUUAAUGAAGAUCUACGAUAAACUGUGUGAGCUGAAGAACUGUAGCACUCUCACGGGCAGAGUCAUCGAGCAGAGGAUUCGCUACAGUGGCACUCGAUACCCAGAGCUCAACAAGAAGAUUGAGCGAUUCCUAAACAACCCCGAGGUCCAGCAGAACCCUCCGGAUUACAGGGACAUCUUGCAGGUGGUGAAACGCGCCAACGAGCGCCACAAGCUGAUGCUGAGCCGUAAGCAGGAGGCGCAGAUUGCGCAGGAUGCGUUCCGUGAGACGGGCAGCAGGCUGCAGGAGAGGCGCCACCUGGACAUGGUCUACAACUUUGGCUCUCACCUGACUGAUGCCUACAAACCCACCGCAGAUCCUGCCCUCACCAAUCACAUGUUAGCCCAGAAGCUGCGCUCCAACAGAGAGGUGGCUCUCGGCUCCCUAGAGGAGGUCAUCAACAAAUACGCCCACAUACAAGACGACACAGAGGAGGAGGAGAGGAGAAAACGUCUGGGGAAGGAGAAACAGAAAAAGGAGAGCGAGCAGCAGGAGGCUGUGAAAACUGAGAACGGUGAGAGGAGUGGGGAGGAACAUGAAAAUGACCAGGAGGCAGAAGAGGAUGAAGCAGAAGAAGAAGAAGAGGAGGAGGAUGAGGAGGAGGAUGAAGACGAUGAUUCUUCAGAUCCUGAUAUUGAGGAGGAGAUCCAGGCCAGUGCAGCACAAGUCAGACCAGAUGAGGAAGACAAUGAGGAAGAGGAGGAGGAGGAGCAUCUGAGUAUGAUUGAUGACAUUGUGCAGCCCAGCAGUGAGGGCUCGUGUCUAUCAGUUAAAUCACCUGGCUGUGGAGAUGCAGGAGAAAGUGCUGAUGAGGUCCCACAGUCGGACAGCAUGACACAUGGCAGCACUACUACAGAAAAACAUCCUAGUGACAGUUCCUCCUUGUCGUCAGUGAGCCACAGUAAUUCAGGUGUCCUGAAACCUCCAUCUGGAGAUAACGAGCUUCUCGUUUCUAACAGCUGCUCCAUAGCCGACUCCAACAUCAGCCAAACCACGGAGAUUCCCGAGAUUCCUGAUGACUGCAUCAGCACCAUAUCCAUUCUGCCUGAGGUCACUAAUGAGACGUGUAACAACAAGAGGAAACGGGAAUGUAAGGAGAACCACGUCGUCCAGAAUGGCAACAUCAGACGGAGCGAAAUGAGUGACCGUGACGUCUCUCCAGAUGUGAAAGUGACCUGUAGCCCUGUGCUGGUGGACUCCACCCGGGCAGACACACCCACUCAGGAUCUGGUCAGCAGCACUCGCUCUACACCACCUCCUAAAAAGCACAAGGUGAAUGUUGCCACCCAGUGUGACCCAGAUGAGGUGAUCAUUCUCUCUGAUUCAGACUGAACUGACUGCACUGCUGUGGAAAUUUCUCUUUUCCAUAAACCUCAUUGCUUCAAAUCUACAGGUGCUCAUCCACGUUCUGGUCCACAUCCACUUCUGUGUGUCAGAUGGCAUUUUGAAGUGAAAAAUCAGGCUGACUAAAAAACUCUUUUGUAUUACGUCAUAUUGUUGCUACACAGUUACCUUUUAAACGAACACCGCUAGCUGCACUGGCCGUCUGGCUCAGCUAUACAAUUUCAGGGUAUCUUAAUGGUUUUUUUUCCAUUGUAAUGUUCUAUAGUAUUUGAAUAUUCAUUUUUUGAAAUAUGAUAAAAGUUUGGUCUUUAUACCUGUGUAAUUAAAGUUAAUUAAACAACAAAGGCCUAAUUUAUUUUUCUGUUGAGUUCCCUUACAAACUCAAUAAAAACCUAUUUUUGUGUA
Molecule: messenger RNA, 2926 nt
Organism: Tachysurus fulvidraco (yellow catfish)
Lineage: Eukaryota; Metazoa; Chordata; Actinopteri; Siluriformes; Bagridae
Gene: daxx
Product: death-domain associated protein
Exons: 12
Coding region: 422-2509 (695 amino acids)
Molecular function (GO): histone binding
Source: RefSeq, a predicted model, not a curated record